GUCGCGAAGUUACACGCCGCUCGUGCACAUGACGUUGAUGCUCGCCCAUCUUCCGUGUCGACACAUCUACUGAGACGCGGAAAUCUACAGAAGUGACGAACUGAAAAGAUGUGGAAGUCAGUGGUCGGCCACAAUGUGAGUGUGAAGGUGGCUGCCGAAAGCGACGACUGGGAGACGGACCCAGACUUCGAGAAUGACGUGUCGGAACAAGAGCAGAGGUGGGGGGCCAAGACCAUUGAAGGUUCUGGUCACAAAGAACCCAUCAGUGUUGCGGAUCUGAGGCACAAAGUGGCAGCAGAGCACGAGCAGGUGAAACAUCAGGAGAUGACCCCCAAAGCGUCGUACGGCUACGGAGGCAAAUUUGGCGUGGAGAAGGACCGCAUGGACAAGGUGGCGGUGGGACACGACUAUGUGGCUCAAGUGCAGCAGCACAGUUCCCAGAAAGAUGCAGCCAAGGGAUUUGGAGGGAAGUUUGGGGUGGAGAAAGAUCGGCUUGACAAGUCUGCUGUGGGUUUUGAGUAUAAAGGAGAAGUCAAGCAGCAUACGUCACAGAAAGAUUAUUCCAAAGGCUUUGGGGGGAAAUACGGCGUGGAAAAGGAGAAGGUGGACAAAGCCGCCUUGGGCUAUGACUACAAAGGCCAAACGGAGAAGCAUCAGUCGCAGAGAGAUUAUUCCAAAGGCUUCGGAGGCAAAUAUGGCGUGGAGAAGGAGAAAGUGGACAGAGCCGCCGUGGGUUACGACUAUGAGGGACGCACAGAGAAACACCAGUCCCAAAAAGAUUAUUCAGCAGGUUUCGGAGGUCGAUAUGGAGUACAAUCGGAACGCAUGGACAAGAGUGCAGCUGGCUUCUCUGACAUGGACUCCCCGACCUCUGCUUAUGAGAAGACGCAGCCAAUAGAAGCCUCCGGCGCCAAUGCGGGUAAGCUGAAGGCUCGUUUCGAGAGCCUGGCCAAGGCCUCAAACGAGGAGAAGGUGAGGAGAGUAGAAGAGAAGAGCAGCAGGAAGGACCGAGAGAAGAACGAACGACAGGCAUCAGAACGCAAACAGCUGGAGCAAAAGAGCAGAGAGGACCAACUUCAUCUUGCAGAUGUUCCAGAAGUGCUUGCAGAGUGUGUCGCAUCACCGGAGAUCGACCAGAAUACACCAGAAGAACCACAGCCAACAACAGAACCUCAAGCACAGUUGAAAUCAGCCGACGACGAGCCGCCGGCUUCGCCUCUACCCUUUGACCGCUUCCUGCAAAAAGACCUUCCCCUGCCCCCCGUCGAGGAGGUGGAGGAUGUGUAUGACCAAGUCACGGAUGAGGAGGACAGAAGCAACGAGUAUGAGGAGGUGGCGCCGCCACUCCCGACGCUGAUGGAGGGAGGCGAGGAAUACGAAGAAGUCGGCGCCCUGCCCCCGGCUGCUUGGUCAGCGGCAGAUGAGUACGAGGACCUGUCACGUGGCGUCCAAGCCAUCGCGGUUUACGACUAUCAAGGAGAGGAUGAGGACGAGAUCUCCUUCAACCCCGACGACAUCAUCACUGACAUUGAGAUGAUCGAUGAGGGCUGGUGGAAGGGACGCUGCCACGGACGCACUGGCCUGUUUCCUGCCGCAUACGUCCAGCUCACGCAGUGAGACACAGACGCCAACCGCCACGGGGCGCACCGCUACGUGUAAGGUGUUUUUUUUUGUUUUGUUUGUUUUUUUUUUUUUAAGGCCGGGCAUAAUUGUCAAAGGUUGCAAAUGUUGUGAAAACAACACCACAGUACUUGGCUCCCAUUAAGAAUAGAGAUGUCCUGAUCAGAUUUUUGGGCAUUGUGAGUUGCUUGAUUUCAAGCGUCAGCCGAUGCAGUCUCCAUAUACUAUUUUUGGGAUUGCAUUUCUAAGUAAAAGCAGACAAACUACAUUUUUUUUUUCAAUUAUAAUUAGCUCAAAUUCUUUUGUGACCCAAAAGGUUACAUGUAACACUGAACUAUUGCCCCCCCCCCCCCAUUUGACAAUGCCUUAUACGUACACCCAAGUGUAUUUUUUUGCUUGGUGACCACCAAAAAAAAAUAAAAGAAAAUAUGAAACUGUAAAACGUUUCCACCCAAUAGCAAUCAUUUAAAAAUUGGCCAAGUAUAUUAAUUAAAAAAAAAGUCUCCUGACAGUGCAAACAGAAUAAAUACAAAAUGUUUAUGUUGCAAAAAGUCUGCUAGAUAUGCUAAGAGUAAAAUUUACAAAAAUAAUAAUUUCAACCAAUAUGUGCAUGGGACUUAUGCCCAUUCCUGGUUAGUUUACCAAAAUAAUAACUCGGGAAAUUUACAUUUGUCAACUCUUUAUGGUUCAAUUGAGUAGUAUUACUAAAUCACUAAUGGCUUUACAGUUGUUUCGAGGCAUUUUAUUGGGGGGGGGGGGAUAAAAAUGUACUUAUUGUGUCCAUCCAAAGUGUUUCUACUGUUCCAUCCCAAUAAACAGAGCCUAUGUGGUACAUCAAUGUUA
This is a messenger RNA of Hippocampus comes (tiger tail seahorse), 2463 nucleotides long. RefSeq names its product hematopoietic cell-specific Lyn substrate 1 (gene hcls1). Gene Ontology annotation, molecular function: actin filament binding. NCBI's taxonomy places the organism in Eukaryota, Metazoa, Chordata, Actinopteri, Syngnathiformes, Syngnathidae. The transcript is spliced from 15 exons. Gene Ontology annotation, cellular component: site of polarized growth; cortical actin cytoskeleton; actin filament. The record is from RefSeq and is a predicted model, not a curated record. Bases 109 to 1617 code for a protein of 502 amino acids. Gene Ontology annotation, biological process: cell migration; regulation of actin filament polymerization.